AAAACAGAAAUUAGAGAUCCAUCCAUGGCAGCAGCUUUCGGAACACUAGUUUCUCUUCAAAAUAAUCUACGCCUUAUCCGCAAUCACCCAAACUAUACCUUUGAGGUAGAACAGAUUCGAUCCCUUUGGGGAAGUGUCUGUUUCUUGAUCGAUUUCAUGGAAAGCUACGACAAUUACCACGGUGCCAGAAGAGAAACAGCAGAAGCUUUAGAGAUGCGAAUUGCAAGUGCAGCUCAAGUGGCAGAAGGUGUGAUCAAAGCACAUAUGGUGCAUCAGAUCCGUUGUGGAAACACGCGAUCAUCUCGUUUCCUGCUGGAUCUGCACAAAGCAACCCAAGGAAUGGAUUACAUGAUGAGAAAGGCAUCAAUCGUGAGUUCGCAAAGUGGAUUGUUGGAGCCCUCCACAAAUCCACCAUCAUCAUCAAUAGCAAAGUCAACGCCUCUUCUCACCUCUUCCACGGUCGGAUUAGAAGAUAUCUUACUUCGACUUAUGCAUCUGCUCACCAGGGGUCCCUUGAGUCGACGAGUCAUCCCCAUCCAAGGCAUGGGGGGAAUCGGUAAGACCACUCUUGCCUUAAAUGCAUUUCAACAUCCAUAUAUCGUGCAACACUUUGAUGUUUGCCUUUGGGCUACAAUAUCUCAAGAGUAUAGCAUUCAGAAAGUUUUGGCACAACUCUUGUCUUGUAUGAGAGGAUCCACUAGUGGAACUGUUGAUGUGGUGCGAGAAAGAUUGUACAAGAGUUUAUUUGGGCUAAGGUAUUUGAUUGUUCUAGAUGAUAUGUGGAACCUCAAAGCCUGGGAUGAUAUGAAUGUAAAAUCCUUGUUUCCGGAUACAAGCAAUGGAAGCCGAGUUGUGGUGACUACUAGGCUUGCAAAUGUAGCUUAUCGCUUAGGCGAUAACGGUAAUCGUAUUGCAAUGAGUUUUCUGGAUGAGGACAAUAGUUGGCAUCUAUUCUGUCGAAAUGCAUUUGUAAAGCAGCAACGUUGCGCACCUGAGUUGGAGGAGACUGCAAAGAAGAUAGUUGCACGGUGCAAAGGACUUCCACUAGCAAUUGUUGUUGUCGGAGGCCAUGUCAGGAAGUCCCCAACAGCUCUAGCCUACUGGGAGAAUGUUGCACAAUCAAUUUUGUAUUCUACAGGGAACGAUGAGCACUGCUUGAAUGUAUUAUCUUUGAGUUAUCGAUACUUGCCUGCUCAUCUAAAGCCAUAUUUCCUACUCCUUGGAGCAUUUCCAGAAGAUGAAAAGAUUUACGCGCAGGAUGUUCUUAAACUUUGGAUCGCUGAAGGAUUUAUACAACAUUGUGACGAUUGCAGCCUGGAAGAGGUUGCAGCGUAUUAUUUAUUGGAUCUUCACAUGAGAAAUCUCAUAUUGGUGGAUAGUUGGGACUACAAGGGAGACGUAUAUAAUUUUAAAGUACAUGAUCUAGUAAGAGAAUUGUGCCUACAAACUGCCAAGAAAGAGGAGUUUUUGUCAGUGUUUGAAACUUCAGGAGGCAUAACUUGGGAGCGUCAGGUUUUAAUCAAUGGAGAGGUGAAUCAUGAAAAUAUAAUCACGGAUGCCCCAGUCCGUUGUCUGAUAUGCAACGGAGGCCGUUACGGUAUAAACUAUCUGAAUGACUUGAAAUUGUUGAGUAACGUUGCUACAACAUUCAUAAGUGAGUCUAUCUUCCAGCAAGUUAACUUGCGGUAUCUUGAUGUGGUUCUUGUUUAUAUCGCUCCCCAGAUUGUUUAUUAUCUUCCCUCGUCGAUAUCAUUGCUUUGGAAUCUGCAAAUAUUAACAAUUUAUGUACCAAAUCAAUCAAAAGUAAUUGCACCUUAUGUGAUUUGGGAGAUGGUACAGCUUAGGCACAUUGAGGUUGUCAAAAUUUGUCUCAUUGAUCCUCUUCCCGUGGAUCAAGCAAGUCGCAUGGUUAUGAGAAAUCUAAACACACUUUCGAAAGUGGAGAAUUUCAGGCUUAGUAAAAAGGUUUGCAAGAGAAUCCCGAAUGUGAGAGAACUAGAGUUAUCCUAUUGUGAUGAAGUAAGUUGGUAUUACUGUCCCCGCAAUCUUGGCUGCCUCCAUCAUCUGCAAUUCCUAACAUUGGAGUUCGAUGGAAAUUCCAAGUGGCGUGAGUUUGCUACGCACCUCACUUUCCCAAGUUCUCUCCGAACACUGGGUUUAAGUGGCUGUGGUGUUGACUGGGAAGAGUUGACAAUGAUGGUUGGAUCAUUGCCCCAUCUUGGAAAGCUUUCGUUGCUACCAAAUUCAGUCAUUGGAUCUGUUUGGACCCCUGUUGAGGGCAAAUUCUGUCACUUGAAAGCCUUGACUAUUUAUGGUUGUAGUGAUUUAGUUUGUUGGAAUGCUGACAAAUCCCAUUUCCCUGUCCUAGAAUUUCUUUAUCUAAAAGAUUUGUGUAAAUUGAUUGAGUUCCCAUCAGACAUAGGAGAAAUAGCAACGCUCAAACAUAUUGAGUUGAGAUUUUGCAGCGCAUCUUCCAGCAUUUCCGCAAUGAGAACAUUGGUAGAGCAAGAGGAGCUUGGUAAUGAGAGCCUUCAACUUGCUGUAUAUUUUCGGGGUGACGAGGAAGCAGUGGAGAGCUUCAAGAAUGAGAUUCAAGAAGAGAGUCUCACCAGCAGUACUAAUCUGUCUCUGCAUUUCAUAGGUUCCAAAUAACUUCCAUUCAUCUCAAGGACCCGUGCUCUUCAAUCUGAAGCAAUAUUAUGAUGGAACAUGGAAGAAUAGCAAAGGACAAUGACGAGUGUGAGUGAAGUUGCUGCACAUGAAGGAGUUAUAGUUGAGAUCUCUGCCAUUGAAGUGAUCGACUCUCUUCCUCUCUUGCCAUAUGCUGUGUCUGGUCGGUUCACCGUGACUGCAUACGGUGGUCGGUGGCUUGUCCGCGGCCAGAACUUCUGCCCCCUCUGCAAAAGCUUAAUCCAUCAAUUGAUUGAGAUUUGCUCUUUGAUCGGAUGUUAGCUUAUGUUGAGAUGUACUGUAUGGAUCUUCAUGUGUAACUAUUGACGAUAGUAUGAAAUAUCGCUUU
Molecule: messenger RNA, 3019 nt
Organism: Salvia hispanica
Lineage: Eukaryota; Viridiplantae; Streptophyta; Magnoliopsida; Lamiales; Lamiaceae
Source: RefSeq, a predicted model, not a curated record